Rhizoctonia solani is the source of this 423-nucleotide messenger RNA. Its product is annotated as ribosomal protein L32. Bases 1 to 423 code for a protein of 140 amino acids. NCBI's taxonomy places the organism in Eukaryota, Fungi, Basidiomycota, Agaricomycetes, Cantharellales, Ceratobasidiaceae. The transcript has 5 exons. Gene Ontology annotation, cellular component: ribosome; cytosolic large ribosomal subunit. Gene Ontology annotation, biological process: translation. The record is from RefSeq and is a predicted model, not a curated record. Gene Ontology annotation, molecular function: structural constituent of ribosome.
AUGCAUUCUGCACUUGGAUGGACAAUAAUUAUUGCUACCAAAAUGACCGUCAAGAUUGUCAAGAAGCGCACCAAGCCCUUCAAGCGCCACCAAUCCGACCGUUACGUCUCGGUCAAGGAGGCAUGGAGGAAGCCCAAGGGUAUUGAUAACAGGGUGCGCAGGCGGUUCAAGGGCCAGUUGCCUAUGCCCAAGAUUGGGUACGGCUCGAACAAGAAGACUCGCCACCUUCUUCCUAAUGGACUCAAGAAGUUCCUUGUUAACAACGUCCGCGAGCUCGAGCUCUUGUUGAUGCACAACAAGAGCUUCGCGGCAGAGAUUGCACAUGGUGUCAGCAGCAAGAACCGUGUUACCAUCCUUGAACGUGCAAAAGCUUUGAGCAUCAAGGUGACUAACCCCGCAGCAAAACUCCGCUCCGAGGAGUAA